Brassica napus (rape) is the source of this 1065-nucleotide messenger RNA. RefSeq names its product protein TOPLESS-RELATED PROTEIN 2. NCBI's taxonomy places the organism in Eukaryota, Viridiplantae, Streptophyta, Magnoliopsida, Brassicales, Brassicaceae. The transcript is spliced from 6 exons. Bases 227 to 823 code for a protein of 198 amino acids. The record is from RefSeq and is a predicted model, not a curated record.
GUGGGUUUGGGCUUGGGCUUUAAAUCAAAACGAGGGCAGGGGUGUCUUUCCCCUGAUCUUAUCUUGAUAAUAAUUAGGUUACGGACGAAGCUCGAUUCCUUACUUUUCUUCUGUUCAUGUUCCGUGGUCGGUUUCUCGAAGGGUUUGCCUGAUUGCGAGCUUCCUCUUGUUGCUGAGUCCUCAGAUCAUCGCCCUGGGUGUGUGUUUAAUUUAGGUUACACAAAGAAUGGAUUCCAUGAGGGCUGAUCUGAUUCGGGGUUUGGAAACUAGUCUCCCUACAACUUUCGACAGAGAACAUUUUUUUGCAUUACUUGUUAGUGGGGACGUCGAUGGAGCCGAGGAGUAUCUGUCUGUUUUCACCACACAGGAUUCAAAUUAUUACUCAAACCUCAUGUUCUACUUUGUUAAGAGGCAGAGAUUCUUCAAGUUUCUUGUCGAAGGUGAGAACAUAAAAGCAGGAUUUCUGCUGAUCUUUUCCCGACCUUAUGGGAUGAUGGAAAUGCCAAUACCAGAAACGGACGAGUUUAUCAGUCGUGAUAUCCAACGCAUUGCACAUGAAGGCCUUAAGGAAUGGGAGGAUGCUAGAGAUAACGGAUACACUUUUGAUAUCCUUUCGGUUGCAAAAUCUUUCACGGAUGAGAUGUUUACGAUGAUGAAUCAACUCAUUCCCAUGAACCCAGAUCUGCACAAGAAAGAAGAAGGAGAAGACAUAUCUUCUCAAAUGCACAAGUUACAUUUACACGACAACCAGACAACCAUGCUUGGUGUGGCCGGACCAGCAGCUGUAGCCUUUAACGGUGGAGAGAUUAAUAAGGACAACUGAUUCAAGGACUCUCCCAAGUUGACCAUAUAUAUAUAUGGUUGCUCUACCGUAUGUUCUGUGUACUGUGAAAUUAAAUUGGCGUAUUUGCUUAUUAUAACACAUAAAUAAUUAAGGUUCUUUUGAAUGAGAGUAUUAUGUCCGUGAAAGACACUUUUUGUAUUAGUGAAUCACACAUAUGGGGGACAACAUAAAAUAUUUUCAGGUUCCAAAUUUAGUUACGGAAAGGCAUUUAUCUUUGUAUC